Molecule: messenger RNA, 447 nt
Organism: Nematocida major
Lineage: Eukaryota; Fungi; Microsporidia
Exons: 1
Coding region: 1-447 (148 amino acids)
Source: RefSeq, a predicted model, not a curated record
AUGCAUAUGGAUACAGAAGACGCGGAACACUCUGUAAGCACAGAGACCGAGGAAAGCAAAGACCUCGACAACAUAUACUACGAACCGUACGACGAGUCUCUGGUUGAGUGGUUUGUAGACAUAAUAAAAAAUCAUGAGAAGCUGAAAAUGGCCAGAGACGUAGUCUUGACCAGGCACUUUGGCGAGCUGGGGGUUUCCGCCAACUUGGAAGAGCAGGAGAAGCUGCUGCGCAUACACGAGUACAUAAACAAAGACUUUGUGUAUCCGCAUGUGUUUUUGGGGUCUACGCUGGGGUUCAAUAAAAACAACUGGAACAAGCAGAUUGAGAAGCUUCUGGAGCCGUAUGGCAUAAAGCAGAAGCCUGUGUUUGGGGUGAAGGACACGUGCUACCUUUUUGAGCGGAUGAAGCACUUGGUUCUGAAGUACAUGGAGAGAAUUCGAAAAUAA